UUUAGUCGUAACACAGCGAAUUUAACGAAAGGUAACUAUUAACUCUCAGCCGUCUUUGAACAAAACACGAGUCUAGGCAGCUGUGAUGGCCAAGCCCCAGGGCUUUGACUUCUGGAAAACCACGCUGAAAGGGGCGCGUUUCGUUGUAGCGCCUAUGGUGGACCAGAGCGAACUUGCCUGGCGCUUGCUGAGUCGUCGUCAUGGCGCCCAGCUUUGCUUCACUCCCAUGCUACAUGCGCAGGUUUUUGUACGUGAUGCUAACUACAGGAGGGAAAAUCUCUACAAUGAGGUCUGUCAGGAAGAUAGACCCCUUAUUGUACAGUUCUGUGCCAAUGACCCAGAGGUGUUUGUGCAAGCUGCUCUGCUAGCCCAGGACUACUGUGAUGCAGUUGACCUCAACCUUGGAUGUCCCCAGAUGAUUGCAAAACGAGGUCACUAUGGAGUAUUUCUUCAAGAUGAAUGGGAGCUGUUGGAAAAAAUGGUGAAGUUGGCAAAUGAGAAGAUCUCAGUGCCGAUCACAUGCAAGAUUCGUGUGUUCAAGGAAAUUGACAAGACUGUGUGCUAUGCCCAGAUGCUGGAGAAAGCUGGAUGUCAGUUGCUAACAGUACACGGCCGCACCAAAGACCAGAAAGGAGCCACGACGGGCAUAGCUAGCUGGGAGCACAUCAGAGCUGUAAGAAAAGCUGUGUGCAUUCCGGUCUUUGCCAAUGGCAACAUCCAGCAUCUGAGUGAUGUAUUGCGCUGCAUUCAGGAGACAGGAGUGCAGGGGGUAAUGAGUGCUGAGGGUAACCUCCAUAAUCCAGCACUGUUUGAGGGGCGCAGCCCCCCUGUCUGGGAGAUGGCUGAGGAAUAUCUGGAGGUAGUAAAAGAUUACCCUCCCUGCACCCUGUCCUUUGUAAGAGCCCAUCUCUUCAAGCUCUGGCACCACACGCUACAGAUUCACCAAGACCUGAGGAAGGAGCUGGCCAAGGUGAAAAACCUGGAGGGGCUUGCUGACAUUAGCAAACAGCUGCGACUGCGCUGCCAGGAAGAAAUAGCCAAAGGAAAGGAGUUGGGCGAGAUGCAGGAGAAUGACCUUCCCUUUCCUCACUGGAUCUGCCAGCCAUAUGUUAGGCCAGCGUCAAAGGAGUUGGUUGCCAAUGGGAGCAUCAAGGAAUUGGUGAUGAAGAAGACAGCGUGUCAGAAGAGAGCACUAGACAUUUCUGACAGGACAGCUGAUGUGCUCUCCAAAAACAAGCAAAAAAAAAAAGCCCGCAACCCCAACAAGAACUUCUGCCUUGAGCAGAAACCUAAAUACAUCAAGUGUGAACAGUGUGGAAACCCAAAGGGAAACAAAUGUGUCUUCAACCUGUGCCGAGGGUGCUGCAAAAAGAAAGCCUACAAGGAGGUGGCAGACUGUCUAAGCCAUGGACUGAAGUUUAAAACCAAAGCGGAAAAGCAAAAAGAAGAGGAACAGGAAAUUAUUUGAGAAUAUAUGUGGGAAGGACAUGGAAGGCCCCAGCAGCGCCUCUGAGCCUCUCCUAGAAGCACACAUGCAGAUCAGCCCUCAAGACAGGCAGGCUGUUCUGAAAUGACUCAAAUUAACACUCAAAUACACCCUCUCAGCAGCUUUUAAGUAACCCGAGGAGGUAGUGGUCUUUGGUUACAGGACCCUUACCACAUUGGACUGAGGAUAUAGAGUUAUUAUAUGCUUUUAACACUCAUAUUGAAAUUUGGAUCUUUGUGAACAGAUAAAAACAGUUAAGCAACAAAAUAUUUUUCCUUUUUUAAUGUGGAUUUUCAAGACUACAGAUAGUUACUUCUAAUUCACAAGGAACAUUGACAACUCUGUUUUCAUUUAAUUCCUAUUUGAGAUGGUCACAAUUUCCUCCUACAAACCACAUUACCUUAAUCUAAGGGUUUUUGUUUUUUUAAGCAAUCCUGUAAUCUUUAUGAAGACCAAGCAAGGGUUUAUGUAGAGUUCUGUAUAAAUUUCUCUGGCAAAAUGUUUACAGUGUUUACUAAAAACUUGAGAAAAUUACAUUUGUGUGAGAAGAGCAUGACUUUUUCACUUAGUUUUUUCAUUAAAUGUCAUGAAUUUGGUUGCAUUUUUAUUUCAUUUGGAGGCAUUUGUGUAUACUUACAGGACUGAGGGUUAGCUAGCAGUGCAUUGACUUGGAGUAUGUGCCUUUUUGAUGAGAAAACCACUGCCUAUCCUAGAGUAUGUAAGGGAGAAAUUGAGAGCAAUGAAUUGAUGCUCCGUCCAUUACGUCUUAAGAAAUUCUUGAGGGACAAUAUUUUAUUACAGCAUGUUUUCUUCUGUUGAUAUAAUAGGCAUAACAAGUAAUUAAGUGGAGCCAGGAUGGUCUGCUAUGCCCUGACUACACCGCGUUGUGUUUGGUGCAUGAAUCAGAAGCUGGACAUUGGUUGCUAUCUUGAUCUCGGUUUAUUCCUGCAUGGGUUCAUAAUAAGCAGUCUUAUCCUGACAAAAUGUCUUGCUUGGUGAUAUUCUCGGUGAUGUUCAAUGCCGACUCAAUCAACAAAAGCAACAAAUAAGAAAAAAUAUAAUAAAUAAAUGACAGAUGGCAUGCGUGAGAUUCUUGAGUAAUUUUUGUAUUACCCUAAAAAGAAGUGUAACACUACCUUCAAUGAUUUUACAUAUUUUACCCAAUUUCCCCUCGGGGAUGAAUAAAGUAUUCUGA
This is a messenger RNA of Lampris incognitus (smalleye Pacific opah), 2681 nucleotides long. It is a transcript of the gene dus1l, whose product is annotated as dihydrouridine synthase 1-like (S. cerevisiae). NCBI's taxonomy places the organism in Eukaryota, Metazoa, Chordata, Actinopteri, Lampriformes, Lampridae. The transcript is spliced from 14 exons. Gene Ontology annotation, molecular function: tRNA dihydrouridine synthase activity. The coding region runs from base 86 to 1468 and encodes 460 amino acids. The record is from RefSeq and is a predicted model, not a curated record.